ACAUCAAAACAAUUCAGUACAUUUAAAAAAUCACGACGGUCUUUUGAAAAUCAGGACAAAUCCUGAUUUAUCAGGACAUCUGGCACCUCUGAUGACAGCUGACGGUCAUGACACGCAGUUUGGAAAAGAAGAAGAGAAGAAAAAGAAAUUAUUUGAAAACGAUUUGCUGGUGAAAUUGCAGCCGCAGCAAUUUCGGGAAGGAUUUCGGUUCAACGUACCAGAAAGCAGGUACAUCGGGUGCCGGACUCAGUGCAACCCAGCAGUUAGGCUGAAAAAAAAACAGUUUUUCAGUGUCGGCGAUGCUGCUUUCUUUUGCAGCUCAAGUACGCCGCCGGGGGGAUUUCCCUCGUGGGUGGCGCUAUGGCACCGCAGAGAUUUCGGACCCUGUAGACAUAAAUUGUUUACUUCAUUCACCAUGUAACUACGGAAGCUGGGUCAAAGAAUUAAAGAAAAACAAUCCCUUCAUGCCUUAAAAGUAAGUUUAAAUAUAAAAAUAAAUAAAAAUGUAU
This is a messenger RNA of Uranotaenia lowii, 509 nucleotides long. RefSeq lists its product as uncharacterized. The coding region runs from base 92 to 421 and encodes 109 amino acids. The transcript has 2 exons. NCBI's taxonomy places the organism in Eukaryota, Metazoa, Arthropoda, Insecta, Diptera, Culicidae. The record is from RefSeq and is a predicted model, not a curated record.